Messenger RNA from Heterostelium album PN500, 3690 nucleotides. Its product is annotated as phosphatidate phosphatase. Gene Ontology annotation, molecular function: phosphatidate phosphatase activity. The record is from RefSeq and is a predicted model, not a curated record. Gene Ontology annotation, biological process: fatty acid catabolic process; triglyceride biosynthetic process. Bases 1 to 3690 code for a protein of 1229 amino acids. NCBI's taxonomy places the organism in Eukaryota, Evosea, Eumycetozoa, Acytosteliales, Acytosteliaceae. The transcript is spliced from 2 exons. Gene Ontology annotation, cellular component: nucleus.
AUGAAUUAUGUUGAGAAGCUCUUUGAUGAAGUACAUUUCGUUUUCAAUCUAAAUGCAGCGACACUAAGUGGUGCCAUCGAUAUCCUGGUGGUGCCACAACUCGAUGGUUCAUUAAAGUGCACACCGUUUCACGUUCGGUUCGGAAAGUUGCAGUUGAUAUCCUCCUCCGAAAAGGUGGUAUCGAUCUACGUCAACGCUGUCAAGACCGAUCUUCAGAUGAAACUAGGACAUGCCGGUGAAGCGUUCUUUGUCGAAGAGACAGAAGAGCCCGUUCCCGACAUCCUAGCGACCUCGCCAAUAACUUCACCGAAACCAACACGUUCCAACCGAUCAUCGACAACAUCUUCUUCCUCCUCCUCUUCUUCUCUCAAUGGUAAUAACAGCAUUAAUGCUGGGAAUGGCAACAGUAUUAAUGGAAAUGGUACACAAAUUGUAUGGAGUAGUACUACUCCUGGCAGCAGUAAUAGCAACAACAAUUCGACUUCUUUGUUGUCGUCGUCGUUGCUCCCGAUGAGUGGAAAUGUAAAUACUCCUACGAAUGCGAGAGCAUCAAAGAAAUCGACAGAGGAACUGGUGACAGAGUUUACCAAUUCGCGAUUCAUUAGCAAGCCGAUGCUGACUACGACAACGACGACAACAACGACAACCACCACUACCAAGUUGGAGUUGACACCGACACAGGUGGCGAAUAAACACGAAAUGAAACCACUCACUGCUGCACUCGAAGAGAUUAUCAAACAACAGAAUGGACAUAAUAUCAACAACAACAAUUCAUCAACCAGUCCACAACCACUUCAAAUGACACCGACUGAGCAUAUGAGUACAAGUAAUUCACCAUUGAAAUCUAAUCCAUUAUCAUCUUCAAAAGAUUCAUCGCCAAAUGGUGGAACUGUUGCGACUACAUCGAAAUCAAAUGCAAAGAGAGCAUCUUCACCAGUUUAUUUCGAGGGUUAUGAGGAUAUCACUUUGGAUUCACCAAUCAAUAGUUAUAUUAUCAAUUGCGAAUCGGAACCACAGACUCCAAUUGAGUCGCCAAUAGGAUCACCACCAGAUCUUACCAACAGCAAUCAUAAUGGUAAUCAAACAGUAUCGAUUAUCGAAAACAAACAACAUUUGGUUGUUAAUGAAUCUAGUGAAGUGUCAUCCGAUUCCGAAUCGGAGCAGAAAGUUGGAUUUUGGAGAUGGGGAGGUUUGCCUAAAUUCAUUCGUAGGAAUAAGAAUGCAGCUGCUACCAAUACUUCUACUGCACCUGCUACAACAACAGCAACAACAACUCAACAACAACAUGUUAUUGCAGCAUCGACAUCCUCUACAAUGACAACAUCAACAUCCACUCUUAUCGAACACACUACAUCGACUACAACAACAAACAUUGCCGCUGGAAGUCAUAACUCUAAUUCCACUUCUUCAACACCAACCGAUAGUAGUAGUAAUCAUCAUCAUAAUAAUAUAAUCGAUUCUUAUGAUAGCAAUAAUAAUAGUCAUAUUCAACAACAGCAACAACAACAACAGAUGGAAUUAUCUGAAUCUGGUAAUGGUAUAUCUAUUUUGAAUUCAUCUACUGGAUCGACAUCGUCGUUGAAUGGUGGUGAGUCUGGUGAAGGCGGUCAAGAUUCAUCGUCUUGGAGUAGAGUCGGUUCAUCGUUUAUGAAGAUGUUCAACAAGAAAGAGUUGGAACCGACCUACUUGGUCAAACCACAAUCGAGUCCACCUCCAUCCGUACCAAACGAUCUACGUUCCAGUUUGAAUGCCAGUGCCGAUGAUAGAGAGAUCUUCCUGUUGGAAGAAGAGGAAGAAGAACAAGAGAAUCAAAAGAAUAAUAAGAAUAUUCAAUUGAAUGGUAGUAAUGGUACAAUAACAUCAUCAACAACAUCAACAACAUCAACAACACCACCACCACAAACAUCCAACAACAGCAGCAAUGGAUUGGAACAAUACAAUACCAAUCAUCUACUUAUGACAAUGCCAACAUCCAGUGAACACUCAUAUGCUUCGGUUGUCAAGCAAAACGUUGAAAUUGGUGAUCUCGUUGAUGAAUCUACAUUGCCACCUUUGAUACCGGUAUCGUCUUCCGACUCACUGGUAUCGAUGGACAAGACUUCAGAUGUAGAGUUUCCACCACUCAAACCAGUGGCUAAUAGCAACAACAAUAGUAACUCAUCACCUAAUAAUCAUUUUGCCAAAUCCAAUCAUACCAAUCAUAUCAAUCAUUUGAAGAACCAGAAACAAGUCAUUCAAAACGGUAUGCAAUUGCUAUCGAGUUCAUUGCCAACGAUUCGUCUUUCGCUUUGCGGUCAUUUGAUUCUCGAUCGCAAUCUCCAGUCGGAGCCAGAGGAACGCGAACGUUUCUUCCACGAACACAUCGUUACCUAUGAACAGCUGUGUACCGACAUUGCAAUGUUUAAGAAUCCACAUUUGGUUGCCAAAAUUGGCGACGAGUACUAUCCAUGGUCGAUUGCCGGCCAUGUCAUCAUGUCGAAUCUCGUAUUCAACUUGCCUCUCACACCAGAGUCAAUGGAACUCCUGAAGAAGCGUGACAAAGACGAGAGAAUCGCAGUGAAAUCCACUACCAACGGUAAAGCAUCUUGGUCGAGCUGGUUGUGGAAAUCAUCAAAUGAAAAGAAUAAAGCAAAUGCCAACCAACAAGCAAAUCAACAGCAUCCAAAUCAACAACAUCCAAAUUUAUCAUCAACAUCAUCAUCAUCAUCCUCUAAAUCAACUUCAUCACCUUCACAAGAUCAACUCAAUCAUGUUGUAUCAUCACAAUUACCAACACCAUCAAAUGUAUCAACAGCAACAUCAACUCAUAGUCAAACAAUUCCAACCAAUACUUCUGGAGCAAAACAAGAACAGCAGCAACAAUAUAUUAAGAAAUCAUUGAGACCAACAUCAGAACAAUUGAAAUCACUUGGCUUGAAGAAAGGUAUCAAUAGAAUUACUUUUGUUGUAUCAAGCAAGCUACAGGGAACUCGUGAAGUAUCGGCGUCAAUCUAUCUCUGGGAGAACACCUCAAAGAUUGUAAUCUCAGAUAUAGACGGUACCAUCACUAAAUCCGAUGUUUUCGGUCAGGUUCUCCCAUUCCUCGGCAAGGAUUGGUCACAUAUCGGUGUCGCCGAGUUGUACUCCAACAUCAAGGAGAACGGCUACAACAUUAUGUACUUGACAUCGCGUGCCAUCGGACAGGCCGGACUGACACGUACCUACAUCAGCUCGGUGCGUCAGGCAUCGUCGGCCAACGUGCUUAACACCGCCAACAACGCUACACCACCACUGCCAUUCACAUUGCCCGAGGGACCGGUGUUCAUGUCACCCAAUCGUUUGUUGACAUCGUUCAAUCGUGAGGUGAUCAAGCGUAACCCUGAGGAAUUCAAAAUCGCAUGUCUCCAAGACAUCCAGAACAUCUUCCCCGCCGGUUACUCGCCGUUCUACGCAGGCUUUGGUAAUCGUUCCACAGAUGUCGCCGCUUACAACUACGUUGGAAUACCUGCUGGAAAGACCUUUACGAUCAAUGCCAACGGUGUUAUCAAUACCUCGAAUACCACCUACAACAAGACCUACACCAAACUCAAUGAUCUCGUACAAGACAUGUUCCCACACACCAGUGGUGGUAAGCACAUCGAAGAACAAUGGAAUGAAUAUCACUAUUGGAAGAAAUCUGUUAUUCCAUUACAUAAAUUAGAUCCAAUAUAA